AUGGUAGGACUUACAGUGUGCGGUUUGCCAAGUCUCGGAGAAGUUGCCCGAAUUGGGGAACAACCGAGAGGCAAUGGAACGGCGCAAACCUUAUAUAGGGCCACGAGGCACCAAUAUCCCCACCACUCUUGCCUCGUGGAAUCUAUCUACACGCAGAGAGUACGAACGAACGGCACCGAACCGGGAGCGACAUCGAAAAAAAAAGAACUAAAAUGCAAGCCGCAGGGGCCAGGAGCAUAUGCAUUCGUCGUUCGAUUGAUCACUGAACUGAUCUUUGAGAAACUGUGCCUUCUUCGUAGUGCGUGUCUUCCUCGAGGUGGAUCGGCCUGGAACAGCCAGUUCGAGGGAAGUGCAUGGGGGCCCAUAGAGGACAAAUUGGUGGCUGAGAAAAUCGAACCUCUCGGCGAGAAGAGAGUGGAAAUUGUACGAGCAAUGUGUCCCUGAUUGCGCAGCCGGAAUGUCAAUCAUGUGGGUUUACCAACUUGGAGAAGAAGAUACGCGUCAACGCGUCAAACGUGAUAAUGGAAACACUGUUUGAAGUAAAUCUUACGGCGGCUUAACAAGCGCCAAAGUGGAACCAGGUUUUUCAAGUCUUGUGCAUAACUGAAUCAAU
This is a messenger RNA of Heterotrigona itama, 613 nucleotides long. The record is from the annotation of a GenBank genome assembly. Lineage: Eukaryota; Metazoa; Arthropoda; Insecta; Hymenoptera; Apidae.